CCCGCCGCCCUCUUGGCCACUCAGGCAGCUGCUUGAGCCGAUGAAGUCGCGGGAUCCGGUGCAGCCGCUCGGCGAGGCGAGGGUGGCGCCGCUUCUCUAGGCCGCGCGGGGCGGGGAGCAGCUCUCCAGGGGCCUCGCGUUCUCUGCCGCCGAGCGCGGCUGCGGCGCUGCGGGCGCCGGCCGGGGCGCCGACGACCUCCCACCGCCGCGCCGUUACUCAGCACAACCGGCGGCCCUCCCCGCUCCGGCCGGGCGGUCGAGCGGCGGCGGUUGGGAAAGUGUGGGGCCGCCGCCGAGCGGAGCGUCAGGCGCAGGACUGAUUCAGUGUAUUUCUUCAGCUUUUGCUGUUGAUAGUAGGAGCGACGCUGGCCUUAAAAUUGCUCUAAGACUGGAAGAUGAAUAAUCUUUCCUUUAGUGAACUGUGUUGCCUGUUCUGUUGUCCGCCAUGCCCAGGGAAAAUUGCCUCCAAACUGGCAUUCUUACCUCCUGAUCCCACAUACACACUGAUGUGUGAUGAGAGUGGUAGUCGCUGGACUUUACAUCUCUCAGAGCGAGCAGACUGGCAAUAUUCUUCUAGAGAAAAAGAGGCCAUUGAGUGCUUCAUGACUAGAACAAGUAAAGGUAACAGGAUUGCCUGUAUGUUUGUGCGUUGUUCGCCUAACGCCAAAUACACUUUGCUCUUCUCACACGGAAAUGCUGUUGACUUGGGUCAGAUGAGCAGCUUUUACAUAGGACUGGGUUCACGGAUUAAUUGCAACAUAUUCUCCUAUGAUUAUUCUGGAUAUGGUGCAAGUUCUGGGAAGCCAACAGAGAAGAAUCUGUAUGCUGAUAUUGAUGCUGCUUGGGUGGCUCUUAGGACAAGGUACGGAAUCCGCCCUGAAAAUGUGAUUAUAUAUGGCCAGAGUAUAGGAACAGUACCAUCUGUGGAUCUUGCUGCUAGGUAUGAAAGUGCUGCUGUAAUUCUUCAUUCUCCACUGACCUCAGGAAUGCGGGUAGCUUUUCCUGAUACGAAGAAGACCUAUUGCUUUGAUGCAUUCCCGAACAUUGACAAAAUUUCUAAAAUAACUUCUCCUGUGUUAAUAAUCCAUGGAACUGAAGAUGAAGUAAUUGACUUUUCACAUGGCCUAGCAUUAUUUGAGCGUUGCCAGAGACCUGUAGAACCACUGUGGGUAGAAGGAGCGGGACAUAAUGAUGUGGAACUCUAUGGACAGUACCUUGAAAGAUUAAAACAGUUUGUGUCACAUGAACUGAAGAACUUGUAAUUUUCUUUGUAUAUUUAUAUGCUUUUUCGUUUCACUUCAGAACUGCACGCCUUGAUAAAUACAUAACAUAAAACCUGAAAGUUGUGUUUUCAAAUCUUCUUGGUUGCCUUCAUUAAAUGUACAGGUAAUGAUUUGUCAACAUAAUUAAUGAAGGUUUUAAUGCCAGUAUUAUAAACUGGAAUUACAUGAUCAUGCAGUCAGGCUUGACAGUUUAUAGUACUUUGUGUUUGUUUUUUUUCUUCUUAGAUGUUAAAAAAAUUACAAGGAGUACUGUAUGAAAUUCGAUUAUAUAAAAUCGAAUGCUGUAAAAGUGUUGCCAAAUGCUUUAGCAUAUCAAAAAACAAGUUUAUAAAUAUUUUUUAAACAUCUCAAAAUGUACUGUGACUUACUCUGUUGCACAGGUGUGAAUUAAAAUCCAGACUUCUAAGCAGUUGUUCUGUACAAAUGUAAUAGCCAUGAAAUUUGAGCAGAUACUAAUGUAUGUAAUAAGAAUAGACAGUCACUGGAAGUGACCCUUGCCCUGUUAUAGGGGGAGGGGUUCAAAAUAGAUUUUUUUUUUUCCAUAUUUUAUCAUAUCUUAAGUGCUUAGUUUUACUUCAGUUGUUCUGUUCUUUUUUAACCUGAGAGGUAAGGGGCAACACAAAUUUAGCCACUCAUCUUCUCAGCAGCCCAAUCUUGCCAAAAUAACGCCACAAGUUAUCGUCGUAAUGUAAAUGUCAUUCACAUGAUUGCUGCUGAGGCCAGUAAGUACUCCUCUGAAACCAGGAAGAUUUUUAGAACCUAGAAGGCUUUGUGGACAACGUAGUUUUGAACACCGAUUGCGUAGAGAUGCAACAUUUCAUUAGAAAGAACCUGGAAGUUUAUCCAACUGUGUAGUAAACAAUUUGCAAGUUUACAGUUGUCUGAUUUGGCUUACUUUUGGAUGUUUAGUGUAAAAGCUUACUGUAUUUUGAGUAUUGUAUGGAAAUUUUACUAAUUGCUCCUGGAUGAGGUAGGGGGAGGGUAAGAAGAGAACGACAUUUUUCUAUUAACUGGUAGUAAAAUAAACUUUGUAAGUUGCCUUUCCCUUGGAUGCAUUUUGCUUGAAUAAAACUAUGAAAAAUAAA
Molecule: messenger RNA, 2368 nt
Organism: Columba livia (rock pigeon)
Lineage: Eukaryota; Metazoa; Chordata; Aves; Columbiformes; Columbidae
Gene: ABHD17B
Product: abhydrolase domain containing 17B, depalmitoylase
Exons: 5
Coding region: 396-1262 (288 amino acids)
Biological process (GO): protein depalmitoylation; regulation of postsynapse organization
Cellular component (GO): plasma membrane; endosome membrane
Molecular function (GO): palmitoyl-(protein) hydrolase activity
Source: RefSeq, a predicted model, not a curated record